AUGGUAGCACCAUGUUGGACACGACCUUCUGUGAAAGGAGAACAUUCAAACAGAAAUGGAGAUGUUAAUGGAAGAUGUGAUGGUCUUCUUUGGUAUAAAGAUUCUGGUAAUCAUGUUGCUGGAGAGUUUUCAAUGUCUGUGAUUCAAGCUAAUAAUCUUCUUGAAGAUCAUAGCAAGCUUGAGUCUGGACCCGUUAGUAUGUUUGAUUCGGGUCCUCAAGCUACUUUUGUUGGUGUUUAUGAUGGUCAUGGAGGUCCUGAAGCUGCUCGCUUUGUUAAUAAACACCUGUUCGAUAACAUCAGAAAGUUUACAUCAGAGAAUCAUGGAAUGUCUGCAUCUGUUAUAACGAAAGCGUUUUUAGCUACGGAAGAGGACUUUCUUUCGCUUGUGCGGCAGCAAUGGCAGACGAAACCACAGAUUGCUUCUGUUGGAGCUUGUUGUCUGGUAGGGAUCAUAUGUAGUGGAUCGUUGUACAUUGCAAACGCGGGGGAUUCUCGGGUUGUACUAGGAAGACUGGAAAGAGCAUUUAAAGUUGUCAAGGCCGUUCAAUUAUCGUCCGAGCACAAUGCAAGUCUUGAAUCUGUGAGAGAGGAAUUGCGCUUGUUGCAUCCAAAUGAUCCUCAGAUUGUCGUCUUGAAACACAAAGUUUGGCGUGUCAAAGGUAUUAUACAGGUCUCACGGUCGAUUGGUGAUGCCUACUUAAAGAAAGCAGAAUUCAACCGAGAACCGCUAUUGGCAAAGUUCAGGGUACCUGAGCUUUUUCAUACACCAAUCCUUAGAGCAGAGCCUGCAAUUACAGUACACAAAAUCCAUCCAGAGGAUCAGUUUCUUAUAUUUGCAUCAGACGGUUUGUGGGAGCACCUAAGCAAUCAGGAAGCUGUUGACAUUGUGAACACUUGCCCGCGUAAUGGAAUUGCGAGGAAGCUCAUAAAAACAGCUCUUAGAGAAGCAGCAAAGAAGAGAGAAAUGAGAUAUUCGGAUCUAAAAAAGAUCGAUAGAGGAGUGAGGAGACAUUUUCACGAUGAUAUAACGGUCAUAGUUGUGUUUCUGGAUUCGCAUCUCGUCAGUCGCAGUGCUUCACGCCGACCUCUUCUCUCCAUCUCCGGUGGUGGUGAAUUGGCUGGACCUUCUUCUUCUUGA
Arabis nemorensis is the source of this 1140-nucleotide messenger RNA. NCBI's taxonomy places the organism in Eukaryota, Viridiplantae, Streptophyta, Magnoliopsida, Brassicales, Brassicaceae. The record is from the annotation of a GenBank genome assembly.